AUGGCGGCGCCUCUCUAUUGUUUGUGCCUCCUCUUAACUGUGUUCCAGGGUGGUCAUUCUCAAUCAUCUCAGUCAUCUAUUCUCGAGGCCAGUGCUCUUCUCGAAUUCAAGCGAGGUGUCAAGGCAUUUUCUCCACCAUGGAUCUUGGAUGUGCUUCCAGACCCUCUAGCGAAUUGGGACGUGAGUAGCACAAGCUUGUGUAACUGGACAGGAAUAGCUUGCAAUCCACAAGGCCGGGUGGUAUCCCUUGCUCUUUCCAAUAUUCCUUUGACGGGGCAAAUAUCAUCCUCUCUCGGUUCCCUCGAGUUUCUGGAGCUGCUCAAUCUGUCGUACAACUAUUUGUCCGGGGAGAUUCCAUCGACCUUGGGUAACUGCGCCAGGCUACAGUCCCUUGAUCUCACGCUCAACAAUCUAAACGGAAAGAUCCCGGAGUCCCUGGGCCAGCUCUCCAUGCUGCAAAGCCUAAUUCUUGAUGCGAACUUACUUGGUGGUGAGAUUCCCUCGAGCCUAGCGCGGUGCUCAAGGCUUCAGAAGCUUUCCUGCUGUUGCAAUCGUCUCAGUGGACAGCUUCCAAGCUUCUUGGGACAGCUUCGCAAUCUCACGCUCCUGGAUCUCAGUCACAACUCUCUCAAUGGUUCCAUACCAAGGGGCUUUGCAAAUCUCUCUAGUUUGGAAGAGCUGAACCUUGAAGGGAAUGACCUCGAAGGAGAAAUUCCUACGUUUCUCCUGGUGAGCAAGACUCUUGUUGGUUUGCACUUGCAUGCGAACAACUUGGAAUCAUUUAGCUCUGAGUUUCAGGAGAUUUCUCCCGAGAACAACCAGGGUCGCAUGGAAGUUUUGGAACUAGGCUACAAUCAGAUAACAGGCAGCAUUCCAUCGCAAUUCUUCAGCUACUUGCCAGGUCUGAAGUUCAUCUCCCUCCGGAACAACAAUCUCACAGGUGGCAUCCCAGAAUUUGGAGACCACUGUGUCCUGGAAACCAUUAAUCUGAGCACCAACACCUUAACAGGAGAGAUCCCCGAAUCUGUGCUACACUGCUCACAGGUCACAAAGCUGGAUCUUUCGAGGAACAGGCUCACCGGAGUAAUUCCAUCAGAACUAGGCCGAAAUUUGAGCACUUUGACAAACUUUGACGUGGCAUUCAACACGCUGCAUGGGGAAAUCCCUCUUCUUCCCGAAAUUUCCAAGCUUGAGCAGCUUAGUUACUUUCUUAUUUCGACCAACAAGUUGGUGGGGACCAUACCGGUGGAAUAUUUCAACAUGGCGAACCUUGGCACUUUGGACUUAGCGAGAAAUAACCUCUGGGGCUCUCUCCCACGAGCUUGCAACCUGGCGGGCAUUAGCAAGCUUGAUUUGUCCUUCAACUCACUCACGGGGAGCAUUCCAUCUUGCCUUGGAAACUCAAGCUCGCUGUGGACGCUGGAUCUCUCGGGAAACCAGAUCUCAGGAGAGAUACCUUCUAGCCUGGGCGCCAAUGCUUCACAGCUCUACUAUUUGGACUUGUCACAAAAUCGUCUGGUUGGCAGCCUUCCUGCCUCUCUAGGCAAUUGCUCCAGCCUCUCCAUUCUCAUGGUGGCAAGGAACCAGCUUGGAAAAAUAGACAUGGAUUUCAGCCAGAUCCAUAGUCUGGUUCACUUGGAUCUUUCCCAUAACGAGUUCGAAGGAGAUCUAGUCCUCAGUUCCAACACCAGCAACAUCAGGAUUGCCAACUUCCGGGAUAACAGGUUCUCCAUGACGAUUCCAGAAUCGAUCUGCAGGUGGACUGCAUUGACUCUGUUGUCAUUCUCGUACAAUCAGAUCCACGGGUUCAUUCCCAGCUGCAUUUGGUCCAGCCUCCCGCAGCUCAAGGUUGUUGACCUGUCCCAGAACCGGCUGACUGGCAACAUCCCCGGUAGCAUAGGUGAGUUGAUCUCCUUCAAGGACGUGAAUUCCAGACCUGACGAUCCCGAAGGAUGGCACAACAUCCCUGGCCUGGCAUGCCCAGAAUGCCCCGGCGGCAUGCGGUUUGAGAUGAUCAUCAAGGGCUCGAGGCUUCCUUUCGCCCAGUAUUUCAACGGUUUGACCCUGUUUGACUUGUCGUCAAACUUGCUUGAGGGCGCGAUCCCGGACGAUAUUGGUCUACUUGUGGGUAUGAAGUACUUGAACCUUUCGUUCAAUGGGCUGACUGGCAGUAUCCCCCUGGCAUUGACCAGGCUCGUCAAGCUCGAGUCUCUCGACUUGUCGAGCAACAAGCUCCAGGGAACCAUCCCGGCCCAGAUCAGUGACUUGAGCCAGCUUGGGAGUUUCAACGUUUCCCACAACCAUCUCAGUGGAAUGGUUUUGGCAUCAGAGCUCUUCUACACCAAGUUCGGCCCCAGUUCUUUCGAGGGAAACAAUCUUUGUGGAGGAUUUUAUCCGUUGCAACCCUGUUCCAACACUUCUACUUCUACUCAAGCUGGCCGUGAGACGUCUUGGCUCUCCGAGAAUGUGUCCACGAAAGGCUUCUUGCUUGGCGCUCUUCUGGGUUUCUUCGGUACAAUCCAUUUGGUGGUUUUUGUAGACUGGAAGCAACGCCUGCAGCAAAUCAAUUGGAUCAUCAACCACAUAUCUAAGCCUCGCCGCUGA
Selaginella moellendorffii is the source of this 2604-nucleotide messenger RNA. RefSeq names its product probable leucine-rich repeat receptor-like protein kinase At1g35710. The transcript has 2 exons. Gene Ontology annotation, molecular function: receptor serine/threonine kinase binding. The coding region runs from base 1 to 2604 and encodes 867 amino acids. The record is from RefSeq and is a predicted model, not a curated record. Lineage: Eukaryota; Viridiplantae; Streptophyta; Lycopodiopsida; Selaginellales; Selaginellaceae.